CUCGAACAGUCAGAUGUUUGGUGCCAGCCGCAGGGGCAGGCACGCGGUCCCUGGAUCAGGGGUGCACCGCUACCCCUGCCGGUCUGGGGCCAUUAUGAGUCGCCAACCCUGAUCGUAGACACGGUCGAAGAGUAUGAGGAACUAGCAAGCAGCGUUGAACUCGAAACUCGUCGCUUGAUCAACGAGCAACGCUACGACACGGUUGACAAUGUCUUGAGAUUCUACUCGGAUUUCAAGAAGAGUGGAGAAAAUAACUUGGAGCACUUCUACCGUAAAUACCAGCCCCUCAUUGUCAGUGGGCGUCACACGUGUGUCGGCCUUGGCUUCGAACUGUUGAACCGUAUAUGCGGUCUGAGCAAAAAGUUUCCUGGCUUAGCGAGUGGCCUUUACCUGGUGUCUUGCGAAGAGACUAUCGGUGACAUUGCCAGCUAUGUUGGCGGUCCGCCUGCGGCUGAUUCCGGCGAGAAGGAGCACGUCCUCGUUUGCCUGAAAAUCGAGAUCAACAAGCGCCGAGGUGUAAUGCUCCUGGAUCCAGGCUACCACAUCGCCCGCGUGAUAACCGUAAUGGCGGAUAAGUUAUACCCGCACACGGGUUGGUUCACGCAGAGUGAUGAGCCAGAGGGCAAAAAGGAAUACAAUUACACGCUGUGCCAGACAGACCCGGACUACGUCGAGUGGCACGAAAGGAAAACUCGUCCCAGUGCCUUAGAGCAGACUCAGGUCGCUCUUAUUUACGUGGCAAGGCCAUAUCUAACUGCCAUCGACGUUACCCAGCGCCGAAAUCUCGUUUACAACUACAGGAGCUUGCUAGCCAGGGACUUUAAGGGACACCUAGUUGCCGGCAUCUACUUCCAAAUUUCGCUCGAUAUGCCAGCCUUCAACAUAUUUUAUCAGGCUAAUCGCGGGAAAAAAAGAAAGAAGAUUCCCUUUAGCAGAUUCCUUGACCUCAAUAACAUCGAAUUGGACAACGAGGAAAAAGAAAUCUUUACAGAAUGUGCUCGACUGUUAGGUAUGACGCAGGAGGAGCUGAAGGAAUUGCUCUUCACACUAGCAACUGUUUUGUAUGACCAGUCCUUUACGAAACAGUUACUUACCAUCAACGCUAAAAUCAACACCUUAGCAAAAGAUAAUUAACAAAUGAUUACGCCCCCGAGCGUUUGUUGUGAAAGGAACAUUGUUGUACCUUGUCUUUUUUUUGCUAGCUUUCCUCUUACUUUUAGUUUUUAUUACUUAAUGCGACUUCUUGUAUUUUUCGUUCUAAUUCAGCUUUUGGCUUUGGUGCAAGGGAAAAUGUACUAAAUUACUUUUAUAAUUAUGUUACUUACAUAAUAUUAUGUUAAAUUUCAGUGUUAUACAUUUUUUUUUUUUCUUAUUUUACGUCUUGAAAUUUUAAUGGAAAUAAUGACGAUGGUUACUUAUGACUGGCA
Copidosoma floridanum is the source of this 1427-nucleotide messenger RNA. RefSeq lists its product as uncharacterized. Lineage: Eukaryota; Metazoa; Arthropoda; Insecta; Hymenoptera; Encyrtidae. The record is from RefSeq and is a predicted model, not a curated record.